This is a messenger RNA of Oppia nitens, 1389 nucleotides long. Its product is annotated as solute carrier family 46 member 3-like. Bases 91 to 1389 code for a protein of 432 amino acids. The record is from RefSeq and is a predicted model, not a curated record. The transcript is spliced from 3 exons. Gene Ontology annotation, biological process: transmembrane transport. Gene Ontology annotation, cellular component: membrane. Gene Ontology annotation, molecular function: transmembrane transporter activity. NCBI's taxonomy places the organism in Eukaryota, Metazoa, Arthropoda, Arachnida, Sarcoptiformes, Oppiidae.
UAAUAAGUAAAUAACAUGUGAUUUAUGUAACAAAACAAUAAUUAUUAUACAGAAAGACAGUCAUCGGUGGCUAAAGUGAUACUAUAAGACAUGUCAUUGAUUAAGAAGAUAUCUGUAGAGCCAAUUGCAUUGCUUUACAUGUUUGCCAUAUUUGGAGAAUUUACAUGUCUUCAGGACAUGAUUUUCAUCAAAUCAUGUCUUAGUUAUUUGGGAUCCAAUAACUGUACGAUCAAUAAAAGCAUUGAAUCUCAAGACUUGAUUCAAAUUGAAGCAAUAAGUAGUCAACAAUUGCUUUAUUACAACACAUUAUUGGCGAUGACAUCAAUCUUGAGCUCAUUUAUUGCCGGUUCUUAUGGUGACUCAUAUGGACGAGUAAUACCUCUUUUAUUACCGCCGAUGCUGUCAUUUGUUGUGCAAAUAAUUUUAAUAAUUAAUACAUAUUUCAAUACAUUAGUCUUAAUAAUGAUAUGCGGAGUAUUGUCCGGUCUAUCGGGUGGUUCACCGAGUCUUUUGGCCAAUUGUUUUGGUUUUAUAUCAGACAUUACUCAUACAAAUAACCGAACCAUACGUUUAAUCAUAUUAGAGGCCAAUCUAUUUUGCGGCGCUUUCGUCGUUAGUGAAAGACAUGCUUCACAUAUAAAUGAAAGACAAUUAAAUGACAAAAACAUAUUUAAAAUGUUUGUCGAUGUAAUCAAAACUGUAUUUAGAAGAAGACAAUCAAAUAACCGCAAAAUUAUUAUUUUAUUGAUAAUAACUUUUAUUGCCGUUAGUUAUGCCACAGAAGUACUCCAGAGUUUACUAUUUCUUUAUGUUCACAACCGACCACUUGUUUGGGAUACAACUCUGUAUGCCUACUAUAGUGGUCUCAAAUUUGGUGUCACAGGUCUGGCCUUAUGUUUGCUUCCUUUAGUGCAAUAUUAUUGUUGUAAUAACAUUAGUGACACAACCGUAGCAAUUAUCGGUAUCUUUUCACGAACUCUUGGGUUAAUAUUAAUUGGUUUAUCCACUAAUAUAUAUGUCAUGUUUUCAACAAUCAUUUUAUUAGUCUUCUCUGAAUAUCCAUUGCCUGCCAUCCGAUCACUUCUUUCAAAACUAAUAGAAAGUGAUGAAAAGGGAAAAGUUUUUGCAUUUUUAACACUUUUUCACAAUAUAUGCACCCUUUCCGGUGCAAUACUUUUUCCAAUUAUCUUCAAAUAUCAGAUUCAAAAUAAUGCUUAUUCUGGUCUUUGUUUUCAAGUAAUCGCUUUCAUACAAGUGCUGGCAAUCAUUAUCUUUAUAUAUAUUCGUUAUGAACUCAAGACUGCGGUUAUUCAAAGUAAUGAAGAAUCUAAUGAAUCGGAUGAGACCAAUGAUAUUAACACACUUAACAAUAGUGAUAAUGAAACAUAA